AUGACGUCAACACCGCCCACAGAACACACAAGCAGAUCUUUGAGUGAAAGCUGGGCAACUUUGAGUGCAUCAGACGCCCAUUCUGAGGAUGGUUCUCGCUCGGAACAGACUGAUGCGGCAUCUCUGAUUGAUCAGGCUGGCCCAGACGACGUUGCAAGUCUCGAUGAGCGGUAUAGCUGCAGUGAGAUGGAUGGAAAUGGCGAAGAUGACACAGAUGAAGAGGACUAUGAUGACCGGAGGAUCGACGAAUUUGAAACCCAGGAGCUUCCUGCUUCAUACCCCGUGACAGGUGAUGCCAUCGAGGAUAGUAAUAUCACAGCAAAGACUGCCUUCUACCAACCAAGCGAAUCGAUCGAAUUUGAUGAGCCCGAGCACUGGCCCGAAGUUGAACGAGUGGAGUUGAAACAGACAAUUCAAGUAAUCGACGGGCCAGAGGCUGCGGAUCUCAAAGAGCGUCUCGACUGCGAGGCCCAGGAUACUUUGCUCACAGUCACUGUCCAACAGACGAUGACGAGAAGGAGCCUUGAUACUGACAAGCCGUUCCGUGUGCUCUAUGUUGGGAACCCCGAAUUUCGCAACAUCAUACUCGAUAAGAUCGGGGAUGUCCUAGUUGCAAGUUCCUACAGCGGUUUUGAGAGUAGCUCCACAGAGUCUUCUAGGUACCAUGUUGUUCCCACCGCAUUUGGUGCAGGGGCUGUUCCCAACUUUGCGGAACUUCUCCCUAUCCAUGUGCAGCUCGUUGUUGACGAGUGUGUCCGGGUCUCCUCUGACUCUUCCUUUGACGAUCCGGGAGCUAUCAACGUGGAAUUCAAGAACCGGCCUACCUGCACCUCAUCUUGGAACGGGUCAGAGUAUACAAUCUCGUCCCCGUAUGAUUGGACAAUUCCAGACGUAGCCAUACUUUUCAGGUCCAGCAUAGACACAUCUGAUGCUGUCGAGACUCAAAAUUGGGCUCGUCUGUUCAUGGAGAGACACGGUAUCCCAACUUUGGUGAUCUCAGAGAAGCCACUGUGGAGAAUGAUGAGCGAGCCUAUACCGGUCAACUACCAUAGCCUGCACAUGUGUCUAGAAUCUCGCCAUCCUGUGACUGGGAAGAGCACUCUUCUGAGGCGAUAUCCUAUUGACCUCGAAACAUUCGAGAGCAUCACACCCGGACAGCUCAACAGAAAUUUGGCGUCCUUGGCGGACAUAUACCCUUCGAGGGCGCUCAAGAUCAGAGACCAAAGAUCAGAUCGCUCCGAGAAGGCACUGUUUAUGAGUAUCAGGAAGUAUAUCAAGGAGAUGCUGGGGUUCUGCCAAAACGGCAACACUAACUGGACAACGGUCCUCCGCCUGGUUGUUCUGACGCUCGUCUCGGCCAUAGUUAUUACCUUGGGCUAUUCAGCUCUACAGGUUGCUGCUGUGUCUUUUUUACAUUUAUCCUCUUCUCCUCUUAUCUCAGACUCCGUAUCUCCACCUGUGACCGCGAGGCAAGCGUCCAGCAUUCCUUCCAUAGACAAUGGGAGGUAUACAUCUCUUUCAGUGCCUUCGUUAGCCACCCAGGAGGUUCGGCUUCUUGCACCACAAUCAUCCAGUCGUUCACCUUUGGAAAAGCUGAUUGGCAGUGUCGCAUCUGUCCCUGAACGAGAGAUGCAACAGGGCAAGUUUGAGAUACAUGUAGUCGGCGAUUGUCACCUCGUUCUAAAGCCUCCGCGUACGUUCAUCAAUGCGAAAAAGCAACCAAGGUUUGAUGUCCAUAUCAGCCGAAACAAUAUCCCUCUCGGCUACGAGCUCUCUAAAUUAUUCGACGGAGUUUAUACUAUCAAACUUGAUCGAGGAGAUGCUUACGGGGUCGUCGAUAUCGCACUUACAGCGGCUUCGAAACCACCCCUCAAGCAGACCAUGUCAGUAGACUUGGGGACACCCUGGCUCAAGAUUGCCAGCUGGAAACGAGCGGCGCAGGCCAUCUCUUCUCAGGUCGCUAGAGACCUCAAUAUCGCGCAAACCGGCUUGUCGGAGGCGUACAGCCGGCUAUGUACUGAUAUGCAACUGCUGAUGGGGGAUGUUGUGAGAAAGGCUCACUUCAUGCGGCGCGAGGCUGAAAUUCUUGGGCCAGACUCAGCAUAUAUCUCUCUUGAGACAAGAGAUGCGGUCUUGUCACGAUCGAAACAGAUCUCCGAGGCUGUGAAACGCAGCGCAGUGCAGCCGUUUCUGACAGCUUCGUCUGCGAUACAAGGGCACACGGGCCGCUUCAACAGAGAAGCAAGAGGAUUCAUGAGCAAUACAUGGAACAGGGUCAGCACAUGUGUACAUGGCCUUGAUCUUGGGGCGCUGAAAAGCCAUGUACGAAAUGCUAGGAAAUGCGAAGCCCUGGGCAGAGCGCAGAACCGAGCGAAAGGCUUGAUGAGGCGCAAGUCCUGCGAGCACCUGGAGUGUCACUCGCAGGCCUCAUAG
Aspergillus clavatus NRRL 1 is the source of this 2433-nucleotide messenger RNA. RefSeq lists its product as uncharacterized. Lineage: Eukaryota; Fungi; Ascomycota; Eurotiomycetes; Eurotiales; Aspergillaceae. The transcript has a single exon. The coding region runs from base 1 to 2433 and encodes 810 amino acids. The record is from RefSeq and is a predicted model, not a curated record.